GACCCUUGUGGGCCCCGAGAGGCGGGCGAUCCCCCAUCCUUUGCCCUGCCUGCCUGUCACCAGCCCCUUUUCUCUCACACGCGCACACGCACGGUGACUCACCCAUGCGCCCAUGCGCCCAUCCACCCACCCAGGCUGGGAGUGGGAGAGAGUCGGGUGUCUGGGAUCUCCAGACUGGCUGGCCCAAGUGGGGGAAGACUGCUUUGUUCCCAGAGCAGAGAUGGCUCGGGGGUGGGGACUCCCCUGAGCUCAGUCUUUGCCGCCCGCCUGAGGUCUGCAGUGGUGUGGGGAGGGAGGUGUGGCCAGGAUCGCCGCUGCUGCUGCUGGGAGGUGGGGCCAGCCACUGACUGAGCCAGCCCCUCAGCUGCCUCUGGAGCCUCCAGCCUGGCCUGUCUCCCCAUUUGGGAGAAGAAAGGCAUCGGGGGCCUUGGGGAGGACACUCCUUCCAGUUUGGAGAGAGACCCCGGCCUUCAUCCCACUGCCUGGCCCUGCCAGGGUUCAGCUGAGGAAGAUGAAACUGCAUACAGUGUACCAACAGUUGAAGCCGCGCCCUGAGGAGCAGCUUCCCUCCCCGGCUGUUUCCUGGAAACCAGGAGACAAGAAAGUCCGAUGGGUCCUGUUGGUCAUGACACUGACGACAAUGGGCCUGGGCGCCCUGCUCACCCAGCUGCUCCUGUGGCCCAAGCUCAGGACCUCCCAGGAGAGGAGCCAGCCACCCAGCAGCUCCGUCUGUGAGGAUCCCUGCCAGAUCGUCCUGGUAGAGAGCAUUCCCGAGGGCCUUACCUUUCCCAAGGGCCCUGCCCACCCUUCCAUCAGCCAGGCUUGGCUAGACCUGGUGGCCGGUGCCCAGCACAGCCUUGACAUAGCCUCCUUCUACUGGACUCUCACCAACAAUGACACGCAGACCCAGGAGCCUUCUGCACAACAGGGUGAGGAGAUUCUCAGACAGCUGCAGGGCCUGGCCCCGAGGGGUGUGUCUCUGCGUGUGGCCGUCAGCAAGCCCAGGGGCCCCCAACCCCAGGCCGACCUGCAGAGCCUCCUAAGGAGUGGGGCCCAGGUUCGGAUGGUGGACAUGCAGAAACUGACCCAUGGCGUCCUGCAUACCAAGUUCUGGGUGGUGGAUCAAACCCACAUCUACAUUGGCAGUGCCAACAUGGACUGGCGGUCUCUGACCCAGGUGAAGGAGCUGGGGGUAGUCGUCUACAACUGCAGCUGCCUUGCCCAGGACCUUGGCAAAGUGUUUGAGGCUUACUGGUAUCUGGGCCGGCCAGACAGCAGCAUCCCCUCGCCCUGGCCAGACAAUUACACCACCCACUACAACCUGGAGACCCCCAUGGAGCUCCAUCUCAACGGGACCCCUUCCCAGGUCUUCCUCUCGAGUGCUCCCCCAUCACUGUGCCCUGGGGGCCGCACCCCGGACCUGCGUGCCCUGCUCAGCCUGGUGAAUGAUGCCCGAGACUUUGUCUAUGUCGCUGUCAUGAACUACCUUCCCAUCAUGGAGUAUUCCCACCCUCGAAGGUUCUGGCCGGCCAUCGACGAUGCCUUACGGCGAGCAGCCUUCGAGCGGGGGGUUCGGGUGAGGCUUCUGGUGAGCUGCUGGGGCCACUCGGAGCCCGCCUUGCGCCCCUUCCUCCUCUCCCUGGCCGCCCUCCAGGACAACCACACCCACUACAACGUGCAGGUGAGGCUCUUCGUGGUCCCCUCCAGUGAGGCCCAGGCCCGGAUCCCUUACGCUCGCGUCAACCACAACAAGUACAUGGUGACAGAUCGAGCUGCCUAUGUGGGCACGUCCAACUGGUCGGGCAACUACUUCACGCAGACUGCAGGCUCGGCCCUGGUGGUGAAUCAGAGCGAGGCCGUGGGCCUGCGCACCCAGCUCCAAGCGGUCUUCCUUCGGGACUGGGACUCCCCGUACAGCCACGAGCUGGACAGCCCAAGCCUGGUCGAGGGGCACUCCUGCCGCCUGCUGUGAGCGCCCACGCCUCACCGCUGCCGAGGGGCUCUGGGCGCGUGUCCCUCGUGCCGACCCAGGAGCCUCAUUUGGGGGAUGUCUCUUUUCUGACCUGGUAUCUUGUCCUCCUGCUCCUCCCCCUCCUCCUCGCUCUCUGCCGUCUCUAAGUCUCUCUGCCGCUGUCUCAGUCAGUCUUUGUGGCUUCCUGUCUCUUGAGGGUUCUGUCCUGCUUUGUGUGGAUUUCUUCCCCAGUGUCUUUCUCUCGUGUCUCCCUCCCAUCUCUGUCUCUGCCUCAGAAACCUAGGCAAGCUGCUUGAGUGGGUGUUCCCGCCAUCAAAGGGCAUGAGCCCGGGCAAAGCCAAGGUGGCAGAACUUGGCCAGGUCCAGCCGGAUGCCCCAACUCUUCCCAGCUCUCCUUGAGGCUGUGGAAUCGAGGGGAAGAUGGGCCCUCCCUGGGGUGGUGUCCUCAUCUCAUGAUGAAGGGGAGGGGGAAAUAGGGCCUAGGAAGGGACCCCCCCCCCCGGGGGCCGCCCCCUCCCUGCCCCCAGACUAUCUGCCAUUUGAGCUGUGUCUGCAGCCAGGGAUCCCGAGGAGAAUAAAGUGUCUAUGAGGCAAGG
Messenger RNA from Dromiciops gliroides (monito del monte), 2568 nucleotides. It is a transcript of the gene PLD3, whose product is annotated as phospholipase D family member 3. The record is from RefSeq and is a predicted model, not a curated record. NCBI's taxonomy places the organism in Eukaryota, Metazoa, Chordata, Mammalia, Microbiotheria, Microbiotheriidae. The coding region runs from base 512 to 1972 and encodes 486 amino acids. Gene Ontology annotation, molecular function: catalytic activity. The transcript has 12 exons.